Molecule: messenger RNA, 3798 nt
Organism: Pterocles gutturalis (yellow-throated sandgrouse)
Lineage: Eukaryota; Metazoa; Chordata; Aves; Pterocliformes; Pteroclidae
Product: calmodulin-A-like
Exons: 5
Molecular function (GO): calcium ion binding
Source: RefSeq, a predicted model, not a curated record
UUCUUUGUGUAGGCUGAUCAGCUGACUGAAGAACAGAUUGCUGAAUUCAAGGAAGCCUUUUCCCUAUUUGACAAAGAUGGUGAUGGUACUAUCACAACAAAAGAACUGGGAACUGUCAUGAGAUCGUUGGGUCAAAAUCCAACAGAAGCAGAAUUGCAGGAUAUGAUCAACGAGGUAGAUGCUGAUGGCAAUGGCACUAUCGACUUCCCUGAGUUUUUAACCAUGAUGGCCAGAAAAAUGAAGGACACAGACAGCGAGGAAGAAAUCCGUGAGGCAUUCAGAGUCUUUGACAAGGAUGGUAAUGGCUAUAUCAGUGCAGCAGAACUACGUCACGUUAUGACAAACUUAGGAGAAAAGCUAACAGAUGAAGAAGUAGAUGAAAUGAUCAGAGAAGCAGACAUUGAUGGGGAUGGGCAAGUCAACUAUGAAGAAUUCGUACAGAUGAUGACUGCAAAGUGAAGAGACCUCCUUUACACCUUUUUUUCCUCUAGAAGAAUCAAAUUGAAUCUUUUACUUACCUCUUGCAAAAAAAAUGUUCAUUUAUUCAUUCUGUUUCUGUAUAGCAAAACUGAAUGUCAAAAUACCUUCUGUCCACAAACUGCAUGUAAUGGUUGGUGGUCCUGUCCCCAAGAGAUAAAGUUAAACAUCAGUUUUACAAUAUAAAUAAUUGUACUACCUUGAAAAUAAAAAAAAGGAAGCACUUAGUGAACUCAAAAGUUCCAUUUGCUAAUGACUAUUACACUGUUUGGGCUGGCCAGUUUUUCAUGCAUGCAGCUUGACAAUUGAGCACAGUCAGACAUUUGUAUUAAAAGGAAAAAAAAAAACCAACCUAAAGGAUCCACUCUUUUGUUCAACAGUGGAUUCUAGUUCAAUUUGUAGUAUAAAUUGUCAUAGCUGGUUUACUUUAAAAUUGGUUUAUACCUCAGGAUGGUAUGCAGCAAAAUGGUUGAAGGAUGCAAAACUUAGAGAAAAUGCCCUAAAGGUUGAAUGGUUCUCCUGUACGUAGCAGUGUGCUCCAAAAAUACGAUGAUCUUAACUAUGGAUGGCAUGUCUGUGUUAAAAUACUGGUUUAACAUUGUCUGCAUUGCACUAUAGUGAAACGGGUGUCGGGCUGUUACCGUUCACAAAAUUUUUAAAAGAAACCUUCACCAAGGGAGCAUCUUUGGACUCUCAUAUUUUUAAAACCUUCUGUACCAUGACUUGGAGCUGGCGGAGUAGCCUGUGGACUUCAGCACAACUAUCAACAUUGCUGUUCAAGAUAUUACAAUUUAUGUCCAUUCCAAGUUGUAAAUGCUAGUCUUUUUUUCCAAUAAAAGACCAUUAACUUAAAGGUGGUGUUAAAUGCUUUGUAAAGCUAAAAUAUAUAUAUAAUUGAGAUAAUAAACCAAAAAAGCAGUAGGAGGGAAGUGUUUCUAUGAAUGACUUGCUGCUAAAUUAUAAUGCACAUGUAUGCAAUAAGUUAUCCCCUAUCUUUUCAAGAUGGCAAGAACUGACCUCCUGUAACCCAAGACCUUUGCUAUAAAUAAAUGAACUUGUGCUUGCCUUUCAUAUUACGACAAUGUUAAUUUAGUUGGUCUCAAAGUCGUGCAAUGCUGACUCGUCAACUAUCAGCACAGAAGUAACACCUCAUUUCACUAAAGUGGAGAGGUCUGAGCAUGCAUGUCAAUACUGGGGAAACAUGUAUAGGUUGAUUUAUUUUUUUUUUGACAGGUUAUAGAAACUAGUGGGAGAAUCUAAACAGCAUGGAUUUCAUAGAUAUCUGAUUCUCAAACAUGCCAAAAAUGCAUUUCUCUACCCACAGAAAGAAAACAAAGGACAAUAUGGAAAAACAAAACAACAGCCUUUUUGGAAACUGGGGCUAUUAUGUCUUGACUAUCUUCUCAAACACUUGCAUGAAUUUUGUGGGGUGGAGAAGAGGACUAGGGUUAAUUUAAAAACCAUCUUGUUACUUCUGCUUUGCAUGCACUAGCAGUGCUUAGUCAUUCCAGGUCUCUGAGUGUUCUCUGGUCCUUCAGCUUCCCCAUGAAUGAGUGGCAAAGCAGUGGUGUCCACUCUUCGUUUGCAAGAAGGUGGCUUUUUUUUUUUUUUUAAUAGCAGAGCCUCCAUGUGAAAGGCUUUUAUGCUUGGGAGGGAGGGACUACAGCUUAAUUACUUGACUAGAAGUUUGUUUCCAAAGGUAACUGGAGUUGCAAACCUUAAUUGCUUAAUUGCCUUUGGUUUUGGAGAGUAUUAAUACUAUCUCUUGAAAGAGCUGCAAGUCUCCAUUCAUCCUGUCUAACUGAGGUGCCUGUGUUAAGAACAUGGUUGUUUGAAAUGCAGCUUUGCUCAGGGGGGGUCAAGAGACACCUCCAGAAGGCAGGUGAGACUAUCUGCCUUCAGUGAUUUUUAUUUUUUUUUUUUUCUUUCCCUGGGGAGGUUGGAGGGAGUUCUGGGUGACUAGGGACCCAGACACCUUAACCAAGUGCCUAAAGUUAGAUGGGCUAAAUGUAGGCAAUUGUUCAGAUCUCUAGUUGUUGCAAAGGCUUUUUGCUAUGGCUGUGUAUGCUGUCUUAGCAAACUGGCCACUGUGAUGGGAAUAUCUGACUACCAUUUGAAAGUAAAGUCUUGCAUGGCAGCUGCAAACUGCUACUUUGGUAGUGCUUGAGAAAGGCUGCACUGAUUCUGUAGACCAGCUUUUAAAGAGAACGUACUCAAAGAGACAGGCAAGGUAGGAGCAAUGGUUGCUGCUCUGAGCUAAUUCUGCCUGAGUGUGCAGAGAGAUCUUGUCUAGUAGGUAAAUGCUUUUUACCAUCUAUCUGUCAUUCACUCAUGGUUGGUAGGGUAGUUCAUUUAAGAACAGCUGCUUUUAGCUUAUUCAGUGUGCUCUGUGCUUGCUAGCAAAGAGACCUCAUUCCUGCAAGAGGUUCUUGGCUCGAUUAGAAAUUGUCUGGCAGUGUGCAGUGUUGGUAUGCCCUGUAACUGAAUCUGCCUGGAGGUAUCUAAUUAUUAACUGACUUCAGUACCACAUCAACCUCGAGUAAAUGUAUCCUCUGUACAGGACUUUAGCUCUGUUCCCUUCUGCAUAGUGAAUAUUUAGAGAAAUUAUACAAUGUCAUCAAGGCCUUUCCCCCCGCCCCCCCCCUCUGUGAGUGUGUGUGUGGCUUUGGCUUUUUCCAAAUGUGAAAGUGUGGGCUGGAUACACUUGGUGCAUGGCUUAGAAACAUGGGACUGGAAAGAACUUCCUGGGUCAUCAGAUCCAGUCCCCUGCUAUUGCAGGCAACCGUGUCAUAUAAUCCUUUUAAUAAACUGAUCAAGCUUAACCACCUGCUUGUAAGUGGCUUGUUUUCAUGGAAGUUCUGUAACUCAUGUUGCUCUCAACUGAUACAAAUAAUAUAUGAAAUAUGAAGUUAAUCAAAAGGUCCUCCAGCUUAGCUUUAGGUUUAUCAUUACAUUUAUUUAACUGAGUUUCUCGAACCUGUUAUUCUUUGCACAACACUCAGGAAAGUGUUGAAUCUUUACACCCCCUUGCUAUGAAUAAGAGUUGGUGUGCUUGCUUAUUUUUUUUUUAAUGGAAAAGAUGGAUGUCUGGCUUGUUGAAAUUUGUUAGAUAUGUUAAUUGUCAAGGCAAGAAACAAUUGAGAUACUUGUAUUUGAUACAUAGAUUUAAGGCUAGAGUAUACAUAACCAUUUUUAAAAUACAUCAACUUGCAGUGUAGUUUUAUAUUUAAUACUGAAAUUGUACUGCUAAACUUUAAACUGCUGUUAAUCAUAUUCCUCUUCUGAUCAUAAUGAAAAAAUAAAGGGUAAGAAAAUGCUUAA